Molecule: messenger RNA, 1125 nt
Organism: Rhodamnia argentea
Lineage: Eukaryota; Viridiplantae; Streptophyta; Magnoliopsida; Myrtales; Myrtaceae
Product: GDSL esterase/lipase 1-like
Exons: 5
Coding region: 16-1125 (369 amino acids)
Biological process (GO): lipid metabolic process
Molecular function (GO): lipase activity
Source: RefSeq, a predicted model, not a curated record
CCGACCCAGAUCAAGAUGAUCAUGUCAACUCCGAAUCUCCUAGCGAUCUUGUUCGCUAUUUCCGCCACCUUCUUCGUCUCAACUCGCUGCAAUGAUGAUCGACCCCGACACGGUGGCGUUGCUCUGUUCAUUUUCGGGGACUCCCUCGCCGAUGCAGGGACCAACAACUACAUAAACGCCUCCUACUUCAAGGCUAACUUUUAUCCCUAUGGAGAAACUUUCUUCCACUAUCCCACCGGAAGAGCCUCUAACGGCCGUCUCAUCGCUGAUUUCAUCGCUGAAUAUGCAAAGCUACCACUCAUUCCGCCAUAUGUGCGACUGCAAGAACAUGGAUUCAUGGGAGGGGUGAAUUUCGCAGGCGGUGGAGCCGGUGCUUUGGUUGAUACUUUUCAAGGACUUGUGGUGAACUUGCACACCCAGCUAAAGCAAAUGGAAGAGCUGGAGAAGAAUUUGAGGAGGGAAGUGGGGAAUGAGAAGGCAAAGAGAAUAGUUUCCGAGGGUGUCUACUUCAUAAGCAUCGGAAGCAAUGACUACGUGGCGAGGGUUGCUGAUAAUUCGACUCUGCUUCAGUCCAUUUCCAUGGAAGAUUACGUGGGAAUGGUGAUCGGAAACAUCACCGCCGUGCUCAAGGGAAUGUACGAAGCAGGAGGGAGAAAAUUUGCAGUGAUGGGAGUAGGGCCACUUGGGUGUGUGCCAGGAAUGAGACCGUCAACCAGAAAUGGUUCUUGCUUAGGUGAAGCCAACAAGCUCGCCAAGGUUCACAACGCCGCUCUUACGUCGAUGCUCGCAAAGCUGGAGACUCAACUGCCAGGAUUCGAGCACUCCUACUUCGACUUCUACACUUCGCUCAGUGAACGAAUCCAAUACCCAUCAAAAUAUGGUUUCAAGGUCGCAAAAACGGCGUGCUGUGGUUCCGGCCCAUACCGCUCGAUCUCGAGCUGCGGAGGUAUGAGAGGCGUGAGAGAAUAUUCACUAUGCCGUCGUCCCGAGAAGUACGUGUUCUUCGACUCCUACCAUCCAAGUGAACGGGUCAACAAACAAUUUGCGCAGUUGAUGUGGAAUGGAAGUCCAAGCGUAACCAGACCCCGUAAUCUGAAAGCAUUGUUCGAAAGUGGGCAUGUUUGA